Labrus mixtus (cuckoo wrasse) is the source of this 3082-nucleotide messenger RNA. RefSeq names its product phosphatidylserine synthase 1a (gene ptdss1a). The coding region runs from base 179 to 1585 and encodes 468 amino acids. Gene Ontology annotation, molecular function: L-serine-phosphatidylethanolamine phosphatidyltransferase activity. The transcript has 13 exons. The record is from RefSeq and is a predicted model, not a curated record. Lineage: Eukaryota; Metazoa; Chordata; Actinopteri; Labriformes; Labridae. Gene Ontology annotation, biological process: phosphatidylserine biosynthetic process.
ACCCUCUGUGGCUGUUUCUACUCAGCUGUCACCUCUGUCUUGCACGCUUGCAAGCCAGCAAUGUGACCCUUUAAAGUUAUUUCCCCGUGUGUUGUAACAGUGUUUGGUGGUCGCUGCAGCUGCCUGGAUCACUUUCUCAUGCUAAUGUGAGGAGGAGCUGCUGCUGCUGCGUCCAUCUAUGGCGUCCGUGUACAGCGGAUCUCAUACCUUAAGCAAGGAUGAUGUGAAUUACAGAAUGCAUUUCCGAAUGAUAAACGAGCAGCAGGUUGAAGAUAUCACCAUCGACUUUUUCUACAGGCCGCACACGAUAACGCUGCUGACAUGCACGGUGCUCAGUUUGAUGUAUUUCGCCUUCACAAGAGAUGAUGGGAAUCCCGACAGUAAUCUCUGGGUGGGGCUCAUCCUGGUCAUCUCCUUCUUCCUUGUCAUCAGUGUUUUGGCAUUUCCAAAUGGUCCAUUCACCAGACCACAUCCAGCAAUAUGGCGAAUUGUUUUCGGUCUGAGCGUCCUCUACUUCCUCUUCCUGGUUCUCGUUAUCUUCCUCAACUGGCAGCAGGUGAAACAGCUGAUGUAUUGGUUGGAUCCAAACCUGCGUUAUGCCAAGAGAGAGGCAGAUGUAAUGGAAUAUGCUGUGAACUGCCAUGUCAUCACCUGGGAGAGAAUCCUCAGCCAUUUUGACAUUUUUGCAUUCAGCCAUUUCUGGGGCUGGGGCAUGAAGGCCCUGCUCAUUCGAAGCUAUGGCCUCUGCUGGACCAUCAGUAUUACAUGGGAGCUUACUGAGCUAUUCUUCAUGCAUCUGCUGCCUAACUUUGCUGAGUGCUGGUGGGAUCAGGUGAUUCUGGACAUUCUGCUUUGCAACGGAGGAGGCAUCUGGCUCGGCAUGACUGUCUGCCGCUUUUUGGAGAUGAGGACCUACCACUGGGCCAGUAUUAAGGACAUCCACACCACCACAGGGAAGAUCAAACGAGCCGUGUUACAGUUCACCCCUGCGAGCUGGACUUACGUACGCUGGCUGGACCCAAAGUCCUCCCUGCAGCGAGUGAUGGGUGUCUAUCUGUUCAUGAUCAUUUGGCAGCUAACAGAGCUGAACACAUUUUUCCUCAAGCACAUUUUUGUCUUCCCUGCGAGCCAUGCACUUAGCUGGUGUCGGAUCCUGUUUGUUGGUAUCAUCACAGCUCCAACAGUGAGGCAGUAUUAUGCGUACCUAACAGACACACAGUGCAAGAGAGUUGGGACACAGUGCUGGGUGUUUGGGGCAAUAGCCUUUCUGGAGGCCCUGGCGUGCAUUAAGUUUGGACAAGACUUGUUCUCCAAAACCCAGAUCCUCUAUGUGAUCCUCUGGCUGCUGUGUUUGGCCUUCAUUACAUUCCUGUGCCUGUAUGGAAUGGUGUGGUUUGCUGAAAAUUAUGGCCCAAGAGGAAAGAGCCUCUCAGAAUGUGAAGACAGUAAUUACUCAGACUAUGCGGACCAUAUGUCAGAGGACUUUAAAGGAGAGACAGAGGUGGAUGACGACAGCCCUACGACCAGAUUUAGAGGGAACAGCUCAGAAAAGAGCGGUUCCAUCAACGGCCUGGACAGCCAGUAGGAGUCAGAGCUCGUAGCUGGAUGUUUUCUCCUGAACUCACUCCAAUCAACCCGGUGUGAAGGAUCACUUUUUUUUUUUUUUAAAGGGUCAAAGAUUCAACCUCUUCCUUGUGUAAAUGAAGCCUAGAAAGCCCCCACAUACAGUAGGAGGAGAGGAUACAGAAGGGGUGCAAGGUCCAUGCAGUGUAAUUAGGAGCUCACAGAGGUUUGAACUACAGAGGUGCACACUUAACUGUGUGCUGUAGUCGUAGAAUACUCCUAAAACCACUUAUCCCAGGGGUCUGUGUGUGUGUGUGAAGAGAGAGUGCUUUUGUGUGAGUGUGUGAAAGAAAAAGGUGGCAACCAAACCUGCAGAUUCUAGAUGUGACUGCAUGAUCAUUCUAUCUGAUGACGUAUAAUUUACAAACAUUUAUCCUACGAUACAAUAUAUCAUUGAUGGUUAAUGUACAUUCGACUGGUUUACACCAGCCGUAACUCCAGUAUGUUGUUUCAACACAUUUCAAUGUUUAAAAGCCAUUAUGUAGAAUUUAUCACAUUUAAAAUGAAGCUUCUGUUUAUUGCACAGAAAGGCUUUUAUAUUAGCAUCUGUCAUUGAUUGUUUAUGAACAUCAUGGAUGUUCACAAUUGUUUCGUGAGCUUGAAUGUGGGCCGGAUUUCAAUGCAAGAAAGCUUUAGCUGGGUAGGAUCAUCGACUGAAGUUUUUGUUUGUACUCAAACAAAGCAAAGCACACAGUUUAAGCACUUUUCAGAAUGUUUUAUUGCAAAUACUGUACAUGUUUUGAGUAUUCUGUGAAUCAUUGUGACCUUGACUGAUUUUACUCUCCUGUCCAUCUGUGGCUGCUAUUAUUUUUUUUUUUGUAUUGAACUGAUAACUGAGGGCAUCUAUUCAAAUUCCUGCAUGUGUUGUCAGGAACCUGUCUGUGGGCAGGUGGCUUUUUUUUUUUUUUUUUUUUUUUACCAUCAACCUGCUUGUUAUUGCAUAUGUUGCAUUUGCAUGGCUGUGUCAAAUCCAAUCAAGUGUUUUAGUAGGAAAAUGUUAAACAAGUAUAUAAUUACACCACACACCAGGAUGCCAGUAUUGUCAUUUUUUAUGUCUCUCACUGUCAUUGUAACAUCUUAAUUAACCCCUUGUGCCUGUUUGCAUGGUCUUUUUUUAUUCCAAACUUCUCUGUUGUUUCUUUUUUUUUUUUUUUACUAAAGUUUGGGCUUUAGAUGUUUGCUUCUUUUGUGCUUUGAGUGCUGUAUUGAAGAUUUAUUUGCAUUGCUCUGUCAGCAUCCUCUCAGUACAGAUAUAUCCCCUGUAAUCCUCGACAAUCCAGACACCGACCUCUGUGGAAUGGACCGGGCUCCAGCGCUACAGUAGACACUAUAAAUGGUACAUUGUCUCUGGAUGUAGAUUUUAUUUGCCAAAAGCAUUUCUCUUGAAAAUGACUUGUGCUGUUCUUUUUUCACUGUGAAAUAAUGAAACAUAUUAAAAUGUUUUACAUUUCCUCUUAAA